Molecule: messenger RNA, 2043 nt
Organism: Cynoglossus semilaevis (tongue sole)
Lineage: Eukaryota; Metazoa; Chordata; Actinopteri; Pleuronectiformes; Cynoglossidae
Gene: ddx28
Product: DEAD (Asp-Glu-Ala-Asp) box polypeptide 28
Exons: 1
Coding region: 187-1872 (561 amino acids)
Molecular function (GO): nucleic acid binding; ATP binding
Source: RefSeq, a predicted model, not a curated record
CUGCUACGUCAUCACCAGGCGCCCAAGUGACAUCAUCCAUACGCGACAAUGAAGCAUGGCGUCCUCGCUGAGAGCGGAGGAUACUAAGGUUGUUACGGUUGUUUUUGUACUUAAAUGUUUCCGAUUUAAUUCAAUGUCCGCGUUUAAAACAUUUUGAUCGUGAUUUUGUCAACCAAAAGACCAAAAAUGCAGUUUGUAAAAGUCGGUCGUUUCCCCUCGGCUGUGGUCAGAGCAGUCUCCUCUGGCAGCACUUGUUGUCCCCGCCUCGUUCGACUAUGUUCGUCUCCCUGGACCGUUGACUCCUCUGUCUGCCGGACUCGUUUAAGUUCCACCGCAGCCUCGUCCACGGAGGACACCGUGGUUAUCCGUGUUCCUCGGUAUCUGCAAAAGCGCAUCGAGAACAUCAAGCAUACACGAGGCAAAAAUAAGAUCCCCACCAUCCGAGCCGGGAAACUGCUGAUCCAGGGCAGGAAUCCUACUUUGAACCAGUCCACAGGAUACGUUCUGGGGAAGUUUGAACAACCGAAUCUUUGUUCCAAAGGAUGGAAACACAACAAAUCCUUUGGUGACUACUUCACUGUAAACAACACCAGCUCUGUGGCACCGUGUGUGACUGAAAGUUACAAAGAAGAAGAGGCUGAGAAAAAAACAACGACCACCUUUAAAAACCUUCACAUCUGCACGGAGUUGGUCGAGCUUUUGGAGACUGAUAAUAUUAAAUAUCCCACCACUGUGCAGCGGCAGGUCAUCCCAAAAAUUAUGAAAGGUCACAAUGUGCUCUGUGCUGCAGAAACAGGAAGUGGAAAGACCUUGAGUUAUCUACUGCCGAUCAUUAACAGACUGAGGACGGACGAGAAAUCCAGCAGAAUUCGAGCUUUGGUUCUGGUUCCUUCCAGAGAGUUGGCUGAUCAAGUGGUCGCUGUGGCCCGCCGUCUCUGUGCUCCGUUUGGAUUGCUGGCUAGGACUGUAGGUGGUGGCCGAGGCAUUGGACAUAUCAAAGGGGUCUUCAAGAGUGACCAUCCACAUAUUUUGGUGGCGACACCUGGUGCUCUUGUGAAGGCAAUUAGGAAGAAUUUUACACACUUGAGUGAGUUGAGGUUCUUUGUUGUAGAUGAGGCUGAUACCAUGUUUGACCCAAGCUUUUCUGACUUGCUCCAAACUAUCCUGAGCUGCACUUACAUUUCUCGCGGUCCUCAGGAAACACAAGGACUCUCCCAGAAAGCUCAGUUGCUGGUGGUGGGCGCCACCUUCCCUGGUGGUGUUGGUGAAGUGCUCAGUCAUGUGACAGAUCUUGGCAGCAUGAAAGUCAUUAAAAGUAAGAUGCUGCACCUCCUCAUGCCACAUGUCAAACAGACCUUCCUGAAGGUGAAAGGUGCUGACAAAGUCCUGGAGCUGAACCAAGCUCUAAAGUCGCAUCAACAAGAAAAAGGAGCAGAUGCUGUUCUGGUGUUCUGCAACAAAUCUGCCACUGUUAACUGGUUGGGGUAUGCUCUUGACGAAUUGGGGGUUCACCACAUGCGUCUCCAAGGGGAGAUGCCUGCGUCUGUGCGUACAGGAAUCUUCAACUCCUUCCAAUCGGGCGUAGUGGAUGUACUGAUUUGUACAGAUAUUGCCUCACGUGGCGUGGACACGUCCCGGGUGCAUUUGGUUGUUAACUAUGACUUUCCAGAAUCACUCACGGACUAUAUUCACAGAGCAGGGAGAGUUGGCAGAGCUGGAGGUGCAGAGAAUGGCAAAGUGCUCAGUUUUGUAACCCACCCUUGGGAUGUGAACCUGGUACAGAAGAUAGAAACUGCAGCACGAAGGAGGUCUAUUCUGCCAGGGUUAGAGACUGAGAUCCAUGAACCAAAGCCUGAGGUACAGGAGGAAUAAAAUAGGUCUUAGUUCAUAGACUUUCCUAAAAAAUAUAUAAUAGGAUUGAAUGUUUGAACAUAUGACUCCGUUACACAUGCACUGUAUGUUGAAAUUAAAUUAAUAAUUUUAAUUUUAUGCACAGAAUAGAUAAAUUAAAAAAAAUAAAAAAUAAAUAAAUUUAAUAAAAUU